This is a messenger RNA of Cimex lectularius (bed bug), 2124 nucleotides long. Its product is annotated as TWiK family of potassium channels protein 18-like. The transcript is spliced from 5 exons. Gene Ontology annotation, biological process: potassium ion transmembrane transport; stabilization of membrane potential. Gene Ontology annotation, molecular function: potassium ion leak channel activity. The coding region runs from base 94 to 1962 and encodes 622 amino acids. NCBI's taxonomy places the organism in Eukaryota, Metazoa, Arthropoda, Insecta, Hemiptera, Cimicidae. The record is from RefSeq and is a predicted model, not a curated record. Gene Ontology annotation, cellular component: membrane.
UUUAACUCGUAAGGAGAAGUGGACGGUUCAUGCAACCCAGUGGCUAAAUUUACAUGGGAGAUGUCGUAGUUCGGUACAGGGACAGCUCGGAGGAUGAUGUCCGACCGCGAUUUUGCAUUGGGAUCGGAAAAAGCGCCGUCCCCGGUCAUCAGGAGGCCGGCGAGAAGAAGUCCGACGACGGGCCAUCGAAAAAAGAAAAUCGAAAUUAAAAGGAGCCAAUCGACGCCGAGAGAGACGAUCGUACCCACGAGUUCGGACGAUGACGCGCAGAUUUUGCACCCACGGCGUAAAUCUCUCACCCCUGACAGGGGUGAGCCGAAGAAGACAAUUAGAAAAAAGCACAAGCUCAAACAGAAAUUAGCAGAAGAUGUUAAAAAAGAUUUCAAAGAAAUCACUAAACCAGAAGUUCCAAAAAUUUCGGAAAUUGAAACCUCCAUUUUGAAAGACAUCGAGCAAGAAGAGAAGACUCAUGAAGUGGACGAUUUCAGCGUGAUAGGACAAUUGGAAAAUGUUGAAACCGAAAAACCAUCACAGGAAAAAGAAAAAUGUGAAGAAAAUACUGCACCGAGCCUUUCUAGUUGGUUUUCGUCCAAGUUUAGCUGGAAUCCCUGGACAAGUAUCACCUCUAAAAAGACAGAGACUGAGAGUGAAGAAGAAGCUUACGAAAUUAUAGACAAAUCGGAGACGCAAGUUUCAGAAUGUGAAAACAGCGAUGAAAACCCGGAAGACGAGGUUGGACAUGAUAACGAUUUCUCUUCUGACUUCGCCAAAAUGGUAGCACUAGUUGAAAUAAAAAAAGAAGAAACAACGCAGAAAGACGAAGGACCGUCCAAUAAAGAAAUUUUCUUCCAUUGCAUUAGAAAUUCCAGAGCAGAAUUUCAAAAAAUGAAGGCAGAAAUGCCUGAAGAGAUGGCGACUUUGAGGAAAAUGUGGAACAGAUGCACCUGCAAACUUUUCAUCAUCCUUAUACUUUGUGGUGUUGGCUCGGUUUCAUUCAAGUUCACGGAAGGGGCUUUCGAGUCAUUUUACAAGUGCGGGGUGAAAAGGGUCAAAAGAGAUUUUAUAGACGAACUCUGGCGCGGGAGUCAUUUCAUGAGGGAAGAUGAGUGGAAAUCUAAGGCCAGGCGGAAGUUGAUGGACUUUGAAAAUCAACUUCAGGACGCAUUCGAAGCCGGAAUGACAACCUACAGCGGGCAAAAAUCGUGGAGUUUCCUAAAUGGGAUUAUUUACGUCUUAACUGUAAUUUCAACUAUAGGGUAUGGUCAUAUUGUUCCGAUAACAACUGCAGGAAGGGCACUUACUAUUGCAUAUGCAAUCAUUGGAGUCCCACUUUUCCUCACGUUGCUUGCCGACUUUGGUAAAAUGUUCACAAGGAUGAUCAAACUGAUGUGGGUCUAUGUGAGACGUCUUUACUAUACUGGCUCUCCUCGCAAAUUUCCAAAAAUGAAGCAAGAUGAAGGUUCCCCUGAUGUCGCUUCAUCAACUGGUUACACAAUAGAUGACGAAUUCAAUCUUCCAAUCACCAUAGCCUUGAUAGUUUUUCUUGCUUAUUUAUUUAUUGGGGCAAUAAUUUUUUACCUCUGGGAAGAAUGGAGUUUCUUUGAAUCAUUCUACUUUGUCUUCAUCUCAAUGGCAACAAUUGGGUUCGGUGAUUUUGUGCCUGAGAAUCAAAUUUACAUGAUGCUGUCAAUAGUUUAUCUUGUUUUUGGCCUAGCACUCACCUCUAUGUGCAUCAAUGUUGUUCAAGAAAAAUUAUCUUCAACAUUUGCACAAGCUAGUGCGAAACUGGGUGCUACAAUAGGCUUUGACUUGGGAGAGGAAUGUGAAGUGAUACAAGUAGAAUCACCCUUACCAGUGAAACCUCAGAGUGCUCCGGCAAGUGUUAGCACUACCAAUCCAGCAUUGGACAUUACCCCACCUAAAAAAGGGAUUCUUCAUAAAGGAAAACAUACCCAAAAUUAGUUUUUAAAUUUAAUUUGACUUUUUUACUUUCUACUAAUUCUGCCCUUUUUUGUGAUGCAAUUUCCUGCUCAAAAUGGAAUAUGAAAAAUCUUCAAGCAACUUGCUCUUAAUUUUAGUUUAUAUAAGGUAAUUGUUAAAAAUUUCUUAAUAACUGUACAUAAC